Molecule: messenger RNA, 1245 nt
Organism: Penicillium robsamsonii
Lineage: Eukaryota; Fungi; Ascomycota; Eurotiomycetes; Eurotiales; Aspergillaceae
Product: ankyrin repeat domain-containing protein
Exons: 1
Coding region: 1-1245 (414 amino acids)
Molecular function (GO): protein binding
Source: RefSeq, a predicted model, not a curated record
AUGUCAGACCAGGAGAGGCAUGACCAGGACAUCAUCCGGCUGCAAGAAAAGCGAGAAAGGAAACUCCUUCAAGCCAUCCGCAAAAACAACAUCACCAAGGUCAACGUACUUCUCGCAGAUGGUGUUUCACCUGAUGGCAGCUCCGAAAGGGCCCCAUUGCAGCUGGCCGCUCGCUUAGGCAGACGCGAAAUUAUGCAGUUACUCAUCCAAUACAACGCCCAGUCUCCGAGCAAUCCCGGCCCGGACUCGGAUGACGACGAGUUGCUCACAGCGGCCGGCCGAGGACGAGUGGAGAUCCUAAAGAUGCUUAUGGACUACCGCAAAAAGUUGGGCUACAAGGGCACUGCUUGGCCAAGUCAUCGAGGUGACGAGCCCAUUCACCGUGCUGCCAGUUGGGGUAACCUGGAAUGCCUGAAGCUAUUGGUGAAGGAAGGUGCCACGAUUAACCUUGAAAAUUCACAUUGGGAGACACCAUUACAUCUUGCUGCCAGUCUUCCAACUGGGAUGAAGAAUGGAUUGCCGGUUCUACGGUUUUUGCUCGCAUCAGGCGCAAGUAUCAAUGCUUUGACCACUAAGGGUGACACACCUAUUUUGAUGGCAGCUCGUGCUGGUAAUGAGGCCGCUAUUAAGGAAUUACUCAAGUCAUCGCCCAAUCUUCACCAACAAGGUCAAUUUGGAGAGACAGUUUUACUUGUUGCUGCUUCAUAUUGUUCUACGAGAACGGUACAGAUGCUCGUUGCGGCAGGCGCUAAUAUGAACUUCCAGACUAAGUUCAAUGCUUCUGUUUUACAUCUAGCAACCGAAGCUGGCAAAACCCGGACCUUCAAAUGGAUCCUCGAUAAGAGUAAUCUUACCAUUAACGAUCUCGACUCUCAUAACUGGACCCCAUUGCAUUAUGCUGCGUGCAAUAACCAGGUGGCGAUGGCCAAGUACUUGCUUGAAAACGGAGCGAAUCCCUCAAUCGCAUCAAUCCCAGGAGAUCAUACCCCUCUCCACCUGGCAGCGGCUUAUAGCGAUAGCCACAACCCCAAACGAGAUGACGGACAGGACGAUCCCACAUUAGUCGAAUACCUCAUUCACUAUGGCGCUGAUGUGAUGGCGCCGGGAGACAGUACAACUCUGCGCUUCACAGGAUGGGUCUCAAAGGCGUCUCGGACAAAUAAGUACUCGACAUCACAGGAAAAUACGAGCCGAUCUAACACCAUCUACCCCCUCCACUGUGCCGUCAGGAGUGGUGCUAUCUAG